Messenger RNA from Homalodisca vitripennis (glassy-winged sharpshooter), 1141 nucleotides. RefSeq names its product SH3 domain-containing protein C23A1.17-like. The record is from RefSeq and is a predicted model, not a curated record. NCBI's taxonomy places the organism in Eukaryota, Metazoa, Arthropoda, Insecta, Hemiptera, Cicadellidae. The annotation marks the transcript as partial. The transcript has 5 exons.
CUCAGGAAAAUUGAAAAUGCCCAGUGGCAGGACUACAAUCGAAUGGCGAAUGGCGUACAGCAUGUUCGCCAAAGAAGGCGUGCCUACGUGCGCCAAGACGCUGCAAUACACCAGGCGUCAACCAUGUUGAUCCAGGGGAGAUACAAUGAGGCGCAGUUCCUAAACCGCGUGUCGCACUUUACCUUGUCGUUAGCCGACACAAUGAGAGCUGAGCGAGUGCGGCUAGCGGCAAUCCCUGGCAAUGAUGGGCGCCGUGUAGCAGCAGCAGAACCAGUGAUGCCACCACCACUUCUGCAAGCUGAGCAAAAUCGUCGUCCUGCCCCUGAGAUACAGCCACGAGCUGACCUCCCCGCUGGAGAUAGGGAACUUCCUCCUCCUGCAGCAGUAGUGGUCCCACCGCCUCCUCCUCCUGCAGCAGUAGUGGCCCACCGCCUGCCCCCCACCGCCUCCCCCUCCUGCAGCACAGUAGUGGCCCCACCGCCUCCCCCUCCUGCAGCAGUAGUGGCCCCACCGCCUCCGCCUCCUGCAGCAAUAGUCGCCCCACCGCCUCCCCCUCCUGCAGCAGUAGUGGCCCUGCCGCCUCCGCCUCCUGCAGCAAUAGUCGACCCACCGCCUCCGCCUCCUGCAGCAAUAGUCGACCCACCGCCUCCGCCUCCUGCAGCAGUAGUCGUCCAACCGCCUCUGCCUCCUGAAGUGCAAGCAGCUGACUCUGCUGUUGCGCCACCCGCUCAGGCAGCACCUGGAAGGAAGGGUGGUUCGAAGGUGGGCCAUCAGCAAGUUGAAAAGAAGAAAUGCCGUCGAAACCUCUCUUUUGAAUCAUCAUCAGAAGACGAUUUGGAUCCAAAGAAGCUCUGUCAAGAUGACGAGAUAGAUGACAUAAAUCUUAAAGAUUUCAAUGGAACGCCAGUCAAGAGACCAACUGCAGAAAAAGAUAACUCCGUCUGUAUGUUGGCUUUGCAAACUGGAAUGCUGAGCUUAGAGGAUUGUAAUUUCACUCUGGGGACAGGCUUGACCGAGCAAGAAGAGGUAGGGCAGGAUCUGCGUAAGGUGAUGGAGAAUAUGCGGGAGCAGAAAGAACAGUUGUUAAAGCAGCAGGCCGGCCUCAGAGCCACCUUAGCGACUCUCACUGCAUUGGUCAAAA